GACAAACUGUGGCAGUCUUACAGUGAUGAAAAAUAAUUUGACAGAGGGACGAAUGGCUACAUUACAGUUUAGUAUACGCCCAGGCAGACCGAUAAAAUGGGAAAAGAAAAUCAACUCGACAUUCCAGCAGUUGUUCAAAGGCAAAGAUUAUGAAUUUACGAAGGAUGAUGAGAAAACAAUACACAACCUGGUAAUUCAUCUAAGUGAAUACAGUGACAGCGGAGAAUAUAGAGUGGAUUGUGAUAGCGCAGUGUCAAAUUCGGUACAUCUAUAUAUUGUUCCGACAGCCCCAACUGUUCCAGAAUUUUCAGGGAAAGGGAGCAUACCCGAGUGUAAAGAGUGUAUACUAGCAGAGCUGAAUGUACCGGUAAACGUAGAAUGUUUUGUGAGGGGUGGAACAGAGCCAGUAGUACUAAGCAUGUUUAAGGAUGGGAAUGUUAUCUCAAAUGUGAAUAAAUCCAUUACUAAAAGUAGCGUAAAUAUCUACCAUGCAAGGCACAAUUUUUUACCUAGAAGACAGGACUUUGGUGUCGUUUUUACCUGCACUGUAAAGAAUCCAGCGCUUAGGGUAGAGUUAGACAAGUCUGCACCAUUAUACAUAAGAGCUGAUCCAGAAACUGUCAAAAUAAAGGUCAAAGAAACGACAGAAAAUGAAUUAAGUGAAAUACAGUGUAUAACAGAGAAAGGAAGACCGCCCAGCAAGUCAAUGAUACUCAUCGAUAAGUAUGAAGAAGACAAAACUGAGAAGACAAAUGAAAUUAAGACAGACCAUACAUACAGCGUUACAACAACGGUGAUCAAAAACUUUACUCGGUCUGAUAACCAAAAGAAAGUAAUGUGUUGCAGCAAUAUCCUGAGCCGUAUUUGCAGCAAAAAGUUAAAUUUAAAUGUCCUAUUCCCACCGAAAACAGUUAGUGUGAAAGAAAUAAUGAAGAGUAACAAAGACAAUGGUGAAACAGAGCUAAUGUUAAGAUGUUCUGUAGAAGCGUCGAAUCCACGUAGUUCUAUUGAAUGGAAAGGAGUAAAAAAGGUUCCAAGAACUCCGAAAGAGACAAAUUAUACCAACCACAGUGAUACUAAUGGAUGGACAUAUUUCGCGGAUUGGGUUUUCAAUCUCACCAAAGAUGAUAACGGUCGUAGAAUCAGAUGUGAAGUUAAAAAUCCACAAUUCCCAAAUUUAGAGUUAGUGCAGUUAUACAGGCCAAAUAUUACUUAUGCUCCAAUUAUCACAGUAUCAGGACAAGAAAACGGAGUUGCCUACGUUGGUGAUGACGUCUUUAUUACUUGCCACGUGGAUAGUAAUCCUCCAUCAACGCUUUCGUGGUACAACCAAACUGACUUAAUCAAAGAAUUGUAUGGAGCAAAGAACUUUGAUCUUCACCUCGUGAAUAUAUCGUUUGAUCAUUCUCAGACAUACACCUGCACAGCUCACAAUAGCAUUGGUAGCAUCAAAUCCAAAAACGUCACCCUGAUCGUAAAAGAUGAAUCUGAGAAACCAGUAACUAAACCAACGACAGGCCAAGAAUCAGCUACCUCCUCCGUGGCCGUAGCAGUAAUUGGUUGCGUUAUUGCGCUAGUUUUUGCAGUGAUAGCGGUUAUUGCGUUUCUCUACUGGCGAAAGAAACGACAGAACACUUCACUGGAAAGAAAGGGAACAUAUCAAAUUAAAAUAGAAGAUAGAAAACCAAGUGUUCAUCCAGUAGGCAAUGGUAAGAAAAUUGUAUGAAGCAUUUCUGCAUAUCUGUGUACUUUUACUUCCGUUUGCAAGCUGUAUCUAACGGCAAAAUGUUUACUUUUAUUCAGAUAUUAGCGAAUGAA
Molecule: messenger RNA, 1818 nt
Organism: Mercenaria mercenaria
Lineage: Eukaryota; Metazoa; Mollusca; Bivalvia; Venerida; Veneridae
Exons: 9
Coding region: 26-1726 (566 amino acids)
Biological process (GO): homophilic cell-cell adhesion; heterophilic cell-cell adhesion
Cellular component (GO): adherens junction
Source: RefSeq, a predicted model, not a curated record